Messenger RNA from Pocillopora damicornis (cauliflower coral), 2313 nucleotides. Its product is annotated as LIM and senescent cell antigen-like-containing domain protein 1. Gene Ontology annotation, cellular component: cytoplasm; focal adhesion; cell-cell junction. Lineage: Eukaryota; Metazoa; Cnidaria; Anthozoa; Scleractinia; Pocilloporidae. The record is from RefSeq and is a predicted model, not a curated record. Gene Ontology annotation, biological process: positive regulation of substrate adhesion-dependent cell spreading; cell-cell adhesion; cell-cell junction organization.
CAUCAGAGGAAGUAAGACAAAGUAUUGAGGGUACCUUGAACGUCAAAAAUUUUGCCCUCCACACCGGUUACUCUACACGUAGUUGCUGGGCGUGACACACAGAGGGUCACGCUCCUUGCAAACAAAUGGAAUCUUGUCCCCACCGUCCCUACCCCGUCAGUGGAAGCUUGUGUUCAGCUAGUACCCAGUUUUCUCACUUUUCAAGGAGAGGCCACAGUCAUUCGUUGUUAUUGUCAAUCCCGGUGAGAAUCUCAGUUUCAGGGCUUUCGUUCACCUUCGUGAUAACUAUUUGGUAGUCAGAUCGGAUUUUCUUCUUGCCUUCUAAUAAGAAUGCCAGUUCAAAACGACAUGCCACCGCCAGCGGGUUACGGACUGGGGAACGCCAUCUGUGCGGUUUGUCAAGAGAGUUUUGGGGUUGACGAGCGAAUGGUAAAUUCCAAUGGUCAAAUUCUACACGAGCGCUGUUUUGUUUGUGUGCAAUGCUUCCAGCCAUUUCCUGAUGGCUUGUUUUAUGAGUAUGAUGAGCGAAGAUAUUGUGAAGAAGACUUCCAGACUUUGUUUGCUCCUUGUUGCAAACAGUGUGGUAAAUUUGUGGUUGGGCGUGUUAUUAAGGCUAUGCAAGCUAACUGGCAUCCUGAUUGCUUCCGUUGUGAAAUCUGUAAUGAUGGACUGGCAGACUCUGGGUUUGUCAAAAACGCAGGCAGGGCACUGUGCAAGAAAUGCAAUGCAGAUGAAAAGACUAAAAAAACGGGACGAUAUGUGUGCCGCAAGUGUCAUACUUACAUUCCUGAAGGACAGCAUUUGAUGUACAUGGGUGAGCCUGUGCAUCCUUGGCAUUACAACUGCUUCUCAUGCAACAAAGAGCUGGACCAUCUAUGUCGCAAGCGAGACACAGAGUUGUACUGUUUGAGAUGCCAUGACAAAAUGGGGACACCAAUCUGUGGUGCUUGUAGGCGGCCUGUUGAGGAGCGUGUGGUACAUGCCCUUGGAAAAGCAUGGCAUGUUGAGCAUUUUGUGUGUGCUAAGUGUGAGAAGCCUUUCUAUGGACAUCGUUACUAUGAAAGGAAGGGACUGGCCUACUGUGAAACUCACUACAAUGAGCUGUUUGGUGAUGUAUGCUUUGAAUGCAACAAAGCUAUUGUUGGAGAUGUGGUAAAUGCCCUUCACAAGUGCUGGUGUGUUCAGCAUUUCACUUGCAUUGGAUGCAACAUCUCUUUAAAUCUAAAGAGCAAAUUUCAUGAAUUUGACAUGCAGCCACUGUGCAAGAAGUGCUAUGAAAAGAUGCCUCUUGAGCUCAAGAAGAGAUUGAAAAAAGCAGAGCAGACAGCUAGCAGAAAGUAGCAGCCUGAAAACUGAGCACUUUUAUAUCUAUCCUCCAAUAUAUUACUUUAUACUUGUCAAGAUAGUGCUAAGGAAGCUCACACCUGCUGACCACUUUCUCACACCCAGCAAAAUGAUUUGAGCUACUACAACCUUAACUCUUUAACUUCUGCCAGUGACCAAUACAGAGUUUCUCCUUACAAUAUCAACACAAUGUGAAGCAGAAAAAUGACAAGAAUAAAGAAAAGCAACAUUCAGGGGAUUAUUUGUUGAUCCAAUGUCAAGUUAUCCAAAAUAACCUAAGAGUUGUGUGAAAGAUAGCGAGGCAAACCUUUAAUGAAAUCUAAGGAGAGAAAGGGUUCACUGACUCUUGAGCAAAAAAAAUAAAAAACAUACAAAACAAAAGGAUCUCAAUUGAGUAAACACACUUUUUAUGAAAGAGACAGCAUUGAGGAUGUUGUUCAAGCUAUUUAAAAUACCUUAGCUGUGUUCAGAAAUGAUGGGUUGUCCUGAGAAAAAAAAUAAAACAAUCCGAAGCAAAAUGAAAAGAACGAAGGUGUAAUCACAAAAUAUACAAACUACUAAUUUUUGUGCAAGGGAUGGAAUUGAGGUGAAUGUUGGGUUAACUCUUAUGGAUACUUUAGUCUCACUCAGAACUUAAUAAAUGUAUGGUCAUCUUUUACAGUGACUGGGUCCUCUUCUAAGAAUACCAACCUCCUCAAAAUCAUACACCUUUGACAGAGUGGGCAGAUUUUCUUCCUGUCUUUUCAAAGUUGCUUUCUUGUGUGGUGCACUUGUUUUUUUAGGAUAGUCAUAUAGUCAGACAUUAACACAAGGGUGAAGUUGCACAUCACUCAUUACUGGUUAACCCACUUGCAUGGCAAUCCGAGUGAAACAUUGAGAAAGAAUUGCAACUAAAGCAAGAAAUUUGUCCAUCUUCAAUAGUUAGGUAGACAUUGGUUUAACUGGGCUUUACUAGACGUGAUCAUAUGA